AUGGAAGAAAAAAAAGCGUAUGAAGAAACUUCAGACAGUCCUCUUAGAUGGAACCCACCAAUGCCAUCAGGUUUUAAAGAAUAUGAAGAAUUGGUUGAUGCAGAUGUUAUCAAAGGAACAGCUUUCAGUAAACAAUGGUUAUUUACUGUUCUUAUGAAGCUUAUUCAGGAAGUUGAUAAGCAGAAUGAGUCAAAAAAUACAGAAAAUGAAUUUGGAGUUGAUGUUGAUGAAGACCUUCAAGAUGAAUUAUGCAAUCUUUGGGACAUGUCAAUGAAUUCUGAUGUUGUAGUUUUCAUGAGAGAAUUCAAGUCAGUUGAGUUGCUUUCAGCUGUAAUAGCCAAUUCCAGAGCCCCUCGUGUCACAGAAAUAUGUGUUGGUAUUUUGGGAAAUCUUGCCUGCAAUGAAACUGUAUGCAGGGAGAUGUCUGCUGACCAAAAUUUUAUUCACAUGGUACUAUUGUUAUUACAAAACCCUGAUGGAUUAUGUUUGGUACAAACAUUCAGAUUGCUCUAUUCUUGUCUUGGUUAUGAGGCUGGCCAGUCUGCUUGGAUCAGUGCCAUUAAGCAGCAAGAGAAUGAAAUUCUAGAACAAAUUAAAUUUAUUAUGACCAGUUCUACAAAUGUUGAAUUGCUAAAAAAUACUGGAGAAUUGGUAAACAUUUUGAUGGAUCUUGAUGAUGUUCUGUGUAGACGUUGGAGUGAAGCUUCUUUACUUACUUCCAUGUUUGAGGCUAUCAAAGAAAUUGGAUAUGAACCUUGCCCUGCACUGGAAAUUUACAUACAUAAUUUCCAAUUAAUGUCUUGCACUGAAAAAGGUGCUGAAGCUUUAGAUUCCAUGUCAGUUCAACUUCAAAAACUGUUGAUGAAAUAUCUAAUCUACUUGUGUGAUGAACCAAUCGUUGCUGUUGAUAUCAAGGCCAAAUACUUAGCUGCUGUCCUCUCUCUCAUCAGUUUGAUAUUUUUACAAAACUCUAAAUUUGACAUCAAUGCUUUUUAUAAAGGUGAUAUGCUACCUAAAUGUCUGCUGAAGAUUCUGGAAGCUUUAUUUCCUUAUAUAUUUCAUGCUGUAAAGAUACUGACCCCUAAUAAGGUCCCAAACCGAAGACAUUCAGUAUCGGUGAUUGAAGACCUGGCUACUUUUAAAAAGUAUAGAUGGGAUAAAGACGUUUCUGAAUGUGAAGAAGCUUUGGUUAUUUUGUACAGUUCACUGCAGGCAGCUGUUGCCAACUUUCUUUGGCUAAUCCCGGAGACUGCUGUCGAAGAUUCCGUUUGGAGCCAGAUUCUCCAUUACUUGGACACAGAAUGUGCAGAAUUACAUCUCCAUUAUUUGGUGAUGAUUAUCCAAGAUUUGAGUCAUGAAGUCAAGAGUCCAGUUGAAUAUUUGAAGGUAGUCAGUGACAGUAACGGUCUAUAUAGACUCCAUCACAUUGUAGUGGAUAGUAUCAGUCAUCAAAUGAAUAAGGAACCAACUUCAAGACACCAGACUAAAAGCUCUGUCACAUGA
This is a messenger RNA of Acanthosepion pharaonis, 1503 nucleotides long. NCBI's taxonomy places the organism in Eukaryota, Metazoa, Mollusca, Cephalopoda, Sepiida, Sepiidae. The record is from the annotation of a GenBank genome assembly.